AUGAAGUCCGCUUUCUUGAAUCCACUGGCGAGGGAGGCGACCACUGCUGCCAGUGCUCCCAGCUCACACGGCACGCAGCACCGCAGCUCCCUCCCUCGCCUCAAGACUGAAAACCCGACCCCAACCCCUUCCAGCACUAACGGCACAGGCACUUCCACCGGCCUCGGGAUCAAAGCGUGGAUGCCGGCGUUGCAACCCCCUCUACGCAGCUCUUCAUCACCGGCGCCUCCGCCGCCUCCGCCGUCGGCUGCGCAACCCUCGGCCCGCGUCUCCGCGGAGAACUCCUUUGCACAGAUCCCCGACAGCGCUACCCCGCGCUCUUCCUUCACCACGGCUGAGCACACCUCAAGCACCCGUCGACGACGGCCACAGCCGAAGCGACUUUCCCCACAAGCGGCCUCGUUGCCAUCCCCGCUGUCGCCGCCCGCCCCCCGUGAGACGCCGCUGCGCACCGGCUUCUUGGCUGCGCAGCUGCCUUUUCUGUCUGCCACGGGUGGGGUGGUAGAGCGCACUGCGCGAGACUGGAACGGUGAGUUUCAGGUGCUGUGGACGGAGCAGCUGCACGGCGACGUCAGCGGCUACAACCGCGUCGACGCCCUCAAGGCGUUUCUUGAGGAGUUCGAGAGCCACGCAAGGGACCUGGCGAGGAUGCACAUGGCGGCGCCGGAGGACGCCCGUGCGACCUCUUUGGGCAGCGUUGCCGGGAAAGCAGCCGUCGCCGCACAGCCGUUUCUGCGGUACGGCAAUCUGUUUGUGUACGUGUGGCCGGAGGCAAAGUGGGGGCUGUGGAUGCAGCGCAGUCAUCGAGCGCUGCUGGAGUGUCGCGUGCCGCACGUUGCCGCGCCGCUGACGGCUACGUUCCGAUUUUUUAACGACGUCGUGACGGUGGCGGCGGCGGUGCCGUUCGACCGCACGAAGACGCCGGAGUACACCGGCAACGGCCGCGGCGAUCCGGUAGUGCACACACCUCUGCAGGAGCAUCUCAGCAUGGUACGAGCAGCUCUCAACCUUGUUCCUGAUGAGGACAACAGCGUGAGCGGCAGCCAGGCGGGGCCGAGCAGUGGUGCGGAGAAGGGAGAUCUUCAUAAACCUCAACAAAAGAUUCGGGGGGUGGAGGUGCGAGAAGGGAUGGACAUGCGGCUGUACUUUAUGAACUGCAUGGGCCUGCUGCCACCGCUCUUCACAUCCGAUGGCAAGCCCCUCACCUUGCGACGGUGGCGGCAUCUCCUCCAGCAUCCCCCCGCACCGUGGGGCAGCGCUGCAGCUGUCGACAUGUACAAGCGAGACAGCGCCGCAACCGCGCUGCAGUAUCUCCCGCCGGUACUCGAGCUGCCCACGGAGAAGCGCAAUGCACGUCUGGUGGAGUUGCUGCACGACAGCGGGUGGAACGUGUGUCUGCUCGGCCUCAUCGCCCUGGCGCUGCUGUCCAACCCCAGGGAAGAGCUGGAGGACAUCACGGAGCCGCUGCUGCAGGUGGUCUGCACCGAGAUGCUGGCCCGUGCGGUGCGACGUGCGAUGUUUUGCUCCAUGAAGCAGGAGCACGCGACGCCGGCAGUGAAAACGGUCAACGCCUACCUGGAGCGUGCAGCCGGCUCGAUCAUCAGCGGCGCCUCUGAGCGCUUCAACGAGAGUUUACUGCCGCUGCUGAAGGACAUUUUCUGGUGGGACGACGCCGCCGACGUGACACCGCUGGCGGAUCGACUGAAGCACGCGCUGCGGAAAGAAACGACGCUUCUUAUCAAGCGCAUUUGCCAAUUGAGUGGCCUGCAGGUAAUGCGGGGAACCGUCACGGAGGUGCUGUGCACGCCCUCCCACCACAACUACAGCACCUUGUUCAGCCCGCCGCACAGGGCCUUCCUCAACACUCUCGUCAAGGACACGUCUGCGUACCCGUGCGCGUUUACCUGCGCCUUCCUCGUGCCGCUGCGCAUCCGCUUCUUCUGCCGCAACGGACGGAUGGCAGAGGCGUGGAGGGAGGUGCUGCGGCUGGUGAAGCUGCGCGGUCACAACCUGGGCGAGAAGUUUCUGAAUGCGGAGGCGUGGACGACGGCCGCCAUCCUUGCCGCCCACUGCGGUCGCGAGGAGGACAGCGCCGUGCUGAUCGCACGAGCUGCCGGCGUCGUGAACAGCAUCCCGGCCUACUUUGUGCAGUCCACCGCGCUCCAGGUAAAGCUGCCCUCCUACCUGUACCACUUACCGAGUCAGAACGCUGUUCAAGUUGCGCACGCUUCUCUUUUAAUUAAGCAGGGCAAGCUGGAGACGGCGGAGGAGCUGCUGGAGGAGGCGCUGCGACUGCCCGAUGUGUUUGACUCGGAGCGGCAGUACUUUCUCGGUCACCUGCGCCAGCAGGCGAUGAUCGGCCUCUUUACCAUCGCCACCCGCGCCGACGCGGACAAGGUGAAGCAGUUUGAUGCGCAGUGGAGCAACGAGCUGCGAUCGAUGGCGCCGACGCUGCAGGGCGCCUCCAUCAGCGAGCUCUUCGGGUCCCUCUUCUUCGAGCGCGGCAUGUUUUCCAACGCAGUGGGGCGGCUCUGGGAAUGCCUCGAGACAACGGAGCAGCUGCUCGGACCCACCGCGCUGCGGGUCGGCGAGGUGCUGAACAAACUCGCGUACGUGUACUACUGCUGGGAUGCGCGGCAGUACGGCCUCUUCUGCUCCUGCAUUCUUCACCGCGCGGAGGAGAUUAUGAAGGAGCGGGCCGGGCCGUUUUCUGCGCUGCACCUCAGCGUGGUAGAGAACAUCAUCUCCCUCUUUAUUCAGCGCGGCAUGUUUGUGGAGGCCUCGCAGCGGCUGCACGAGCUGCGCACGCUGCCGGCGCGCUACACCGCCCACGUCUCCCGCGAUCACCCGGUCAUGUCUCGCAUUGUGGAGAUCGAAGCGAGGCUGCGCGGCGAAUUUCGCCCCUUCGCCAUCGCCAUCAUUCGCCGCUGCUGGCGGGAGCACCACAGCCGUGUGCUGGUGCGCGCUGAGUGCGAGCGCAACGUGCGGGAGAUGCAACGGGUCGGGCGGGCCUACUUGGUGCGCCGCAUGAUGGUCCAACUCUACUACGGCACCAUCACUCCAGAGGUCAUCGCGCAGCGUGCACAGACGUACUCCAUGCUGAGCUUCUCCCGCCCCAUUGUGGCUGCGUCCGCCUUGCUGGACAAGGACGAGCGGCACUGGAACUCGGAGGCACAGCAGCUGCGCCUCUUCACUGUUGCGUGGGACCGGUUGGAGCUGCUGACGCUGAUGGACGCCGUGAAGCGAGUGGAGGACGAGUUUGAAGCCGCGGCAAAAAGUUAUUUGCUCGAUAUGCGGCGUGGGGCGCAGCGGGGAGUGCCGGUGGCUGACUGCAGCACCUCCGUUGUGCUGCACAACAUGGUCUUCACCCAAGUUCCCGCCCAGCACCGUCUCUCCGCUCUGCAGGUGUGCAUCAUGCGCUUCCUGCGGCGACACCUUCAGUGCUUCGUGACGGCUCCCUUAAGCACCGUGGUGGAGUUCCCUGACUGCAGCUACUACGUCGAGGCGCUCCUCCCGCUGCACCACCGACCGCAAUUCAUCUUCAAAUCAGACGGUGGCCACGGCGUCCGCUACACGACCUCCGUGGAGGAGUACAUGCGCUACUUCGUGCGUCUCUUCAGCGAGGCCGGCCUUACCGCGUAUCAGGCGGAGGCGUGGCCGGGGAUCGAGAUGGUGCGGGGGGCGGAUGAGCUGUUGUACGUGACGAACGGCCUCGGCCUCCUCAGCACCGCCGUUCAUCAGCCGGAUCUGCUAGUGAGCGACGAUGUUCUUCCUCGCGAUCAGUUCCUCACGGCGUGGAACUUCUGGGCCGAGGGAAAGACGAAGGAGGUGGUGGAGAUGCUGGAGCAUACCCUGCUCCAUCAGCGGGUGACGGAGCCAGGCUCGGUGCAGAUUUUCCUCCUCACCUACUUCGCCUACGCCCGCUUCGCCCUCGGCGACGACGUUGACGCGGCGACGCGUCUCUUCCAGCGGUGCAUGACGACACUGGAGGAGAACGGCCUUCCGCUCGUGGCGGCCCUCCUUACACACACCGAGGGCCGCGCCUGGCUGCAGCGUGACGCACCGAAGCCCGCGCUGGAGAUGCUGAUGCGCUCUCUGCACCUCUUCACGAAACAAACGCGGCUGCACACCUACUACGGCUCCUUCUACCUGCUCGAGGUGGCGCGGUGGAUUCUGUUGGCGAGUGCGUCGUUGCGGGAGAUCGCCCUCGACCCGGAGGUGCUGACGUGGGUAGCGCACGCCGUCGAGUUCGGUGAGCCGACGCUGCGCCUCUUCACGACGUGUGGCCGCUUCAUCGUCUACGCUCACCUCAUCGGCGACCCGGCGCUGACGCAGCAACUCGUGAGACUGCGGGACGCGCGGGCAAAGGAGCUGCUACCGGCCGAGCGCACCCGCAUCGUCCGUGUGCUGCAGGAACAAAGCGAGGACCUGCAGCGCCGCGGCGGCACGGAGAGCUACAACGACUGCGCCUUUUUGCUGCAGACGGCGAUCCGCCUUGCCGAGGCCGGCCCGCAGGAGUCGAAGCUGCUCGGCGUGCUGCUCACGAGCUACGGGCUUCUCCUCACCACCAUGGACAAGCUAAAGGAGGCACGGCGCUUUCUGCGGCGUGCGAGCGCCAUUCUCACCAAGACGGUCAGCAGCGCCAGCCCGGAGAUGAUGACGUGGCACAAGAACAACCGCAUUCUGACCCACCGCGUGCGGGAGAACGCCAUUCGCGUGAUUCGACGCGCGGUGUGGCGGUGGAAGGGGCGGCGACGCCUGGACAAGAAGAUGGAGGAGACGGACCCGGCGGGCUACCGCACGUUGCAGGCGGUGCGCUUCCAGCGGCGCAUGAAUCGCCUCAUUGUUGUCGAGGCGACCGCCCGCGUGUUGGUGGCGGAGGUUCAGUCGGAGGACUGGUACCGCCUGCUGCGCCGCCAGGGACGGAUGCGCAAUGAGGCGAUGCUGAGGCAGACGUACGGCUCUCGGGUGCAGAUCUUCAAUGACAAGAUCCAAUCCGCCCUGCGCGAUUUGUCGGAGCUUGCGUUCGCGACGAAGGCGGUGCUGUCCGACACGGCGUGGCGCAUCCGCGGCUGCACCCUGACGUCCUUCGUCCUCGCAGGCCAUCGGCUGGAGCGGCGGGCCACCAUCGCGGAGUGGCACCGCGACCGUAUUUCCCUCAAGCUGUGGCACGUUGAGGACGUGGAUACGGUGAUUCGAGCGGAGUUCUUGGCUGCUUUCCACGGCUACGUAGCCCGCUGCGUCUCCGCCGAGGAGAGAGCGUGGCGGCGCAUUAUUCUGCGCAAUCAGAAAAGGACGAAGCGGCAGAUGGCAAAGGCGAUUACGCACGCCCUGCACCGCAAGCCGAAAAGCGCCGCGGCCGAUCUGCGGAGUCUGCUGCUGGACGAGGCGCGCAAGCGGGAGCGCAUUACGUGGAAAGAGGACGAGGACUUUCGCCAGCUCCGCGACGCCUUCAACUUUGGCCCAGUCGUGGAGGACGUGGACGACGUGGAGGUGGAGGGGGACGAGUCUGAGGACUCCUGGAAAGAGUGA
This is a messenger RNA of Leptomonas pyrrhocoris, 5532 nucleotides long. RefSeq lists its product as hypothetical. Bases 1 to 5532 code for a protein of 1843 amino acids. The transcript has a single exon. NCBI's taxonomy places the organism in Eukaryota, Euglenozoa, Kinetoplastea, Trypanosomatida, Trypanosomatidae. Gene Ontology annotation, molecular function: protein binding. The record is from RefSeq and is a predicted model, not a curated record.